Messenger RNA from Vespa crabro (European hornet), 8360 nucleotides. It is a transcript of the gene tok, whose product is annotated as bone morphogenetic protein 1. Gene Ontology annotation, biological process: proteolysis. The transcript has 15 exons. The record is from RefSeq and is a predicted model, not a curated record. The coding region runs from base 1511 to 5239 and encodes 1242 amino acids. Lineage: Eukaryota; Metazoa; Arthropoda; Insecta; Hymenoptera; Vespidae. Gene Ontology annotation, molecular function: calcium ion binding; zinc ion binding; metalloendopeptidase activity.
GUCAGUGUCUCGGCCACCCUCGUGCCGUGCAGUUAGCGAGGGAGGAGACGAUCGUCGCUGGCAUCCCCUCUGGUUCUCUACCUAUCCCUUCCUCCUCCUCAUCCUCCUUCUUCUCCUCCUCCUCCUCCUCCUCCUCCUCCUCCUCUUUUUCUUCUUCCUACCUCCUCUACCGUCUCUUUCCUAUCCCUCCUCUCUCUUUUACUCACUCACACUCUCGCUCACUCGCUCACUCUCUAUCUCUAUUUCUCUCUCUCUCUCUCUCUCUCUCUCUCUCUCUCUCUCUCUCUCUGUCUUUCUCUCUGACUCUCUGUCUCACUCGACUUAAUGCCAGUACGAGCGCGCGCUUUCGAACGACGCGUUUCACAGGCAGCAGCCGCGAGGGACGAUCAGUCUGUUCUCCACGUUCUCCACGCAAGGACGAUCCGCCGGCGAUUGAUUGUAUUCGGUCAGUUUUGAACGAACAACAUCGACAACAUUAUUCUCUCGUUGUCUCAAGUCUCUCGCGCUUAAUCGAACUUUGACCGACGAACGGGCCCGACCUACGAGAUUUCUCGCGUGACUUAUCGUUCACUCUGUCAUUCUUUCCUUCUCAUUUCAUUUUUAUUAUUCCUUUUUUCUCUUUCUUUUCUUUUAUCCUUUUUCUUUUUCUCUCUCUCUCUCUCUCUCUCUCUCUCUCUAUGGUUUGAUUUUGUUCCACUAAAAGUGAUAUUGCGAGUCCGAUAGUAAAAAAAAAGAAGGAAAGUAGUAUAAGUGGUAGGUUCUUGUUUUUUUUUUUCCUUUUACCAUACAUUUCUUCACAGAACAACUCGUGUUUCUGUUCUUCUUUUUCUUUCUUUUUCUCCUUUUUUUUGUUCUUUUUUUUCUUUUCUUUUUUUUUUUUUUUUUUUUUGUUUUUUCUUCAUUAAUUCCUUAAUAAGAAAUACGAAGAAUCUUGUUUAACGUCGACGCGAUAAAAUUCCCGCGUAAUUUGAAUGAUAUAAGAGAAUUAUACGAUUUUCUUUUUUUAAAGAUCGAUAAGAAAGAUAUUAUUUUUGAUGAAAAAAGGAUCGAUAUUUGAUUUUCCAUUGGUGGAUCUGAAAACAAUCGAGGAAAAUUAGUUUAACGGAAACGUGGCCGAUGGUUUUGAAUUCGACCACCUUUCCCGCCACUGCCAAGAGAAAGAGAGACAGAGAGAAAGAGAGAGUGAGAGAGAGAGUGAGAGAGAGGGAGAGAAAAGAUAAGCGAACGAUUGGAACGUGGUUGGACCGUCAAUGUGAACAGAAAGAAUCGAGGAAAUAUAUAAUAAAAGAAAAAUAGAAAAUAAAGGAAGCGUUAUUAUAAGACAAAGAAGGAAAAAAGAAAGUGAGAGUGAGAGAGAGAGAGAGAGAGAGAGAGAGAAGGAUAAAAAGAGAACGAGAAGAAAACAACGGCAAAUGAAUUUAUUCGAACGGUAGUACGAUCGGUCUGUGAUGACCGAAUCGUCGAUCGAAUUCCUCGUUUUCGUCUCGUUAUUUCGAUCGAUCAACACGAGAUGAGGCUACCGAUGGAGAUCAUCCUGUCGAUCUUAUGCCUAACGGCAGUAUGCCUCGUCGACAGUCGGGCUGUCGAUAAGGAUUCAUACGAAUUCGAGGAAACGAAACACCAUCGACAUCAUCGCCAUAAGAGAUUCACCAUCGAUGAGCUUACAAACACAAGAUUUUCUCAUGCGAUUACCGGUGACCUGGACAUCGAUGUCUGCAAGGCAGGUGGAUUUCUUGGUGACAUAGCACUGCCCAACAUCAAGUACGAAACAGAAUGGCGACAGCAAAAGUUGAAUAAGUCGUACCUUGAGGAAUUGGAAAAAUACAGAGAGGAGGUAUUAAAGGAAGGUCUUCAAGUCGAAGAGGAAGGUCUUACCGAGAUAUUACAGUUCAAAAAUGAGCACGACAUGAACAAUGAGGCUCAUCGUGAGGAAGAAGAGAGCGUAGUCUCUCAAGGGAAACCUGAACCGAUCAUGGUGGAUCGCAAUCAGUAUAGCAUGGGCGGCGAAUUCGAGGAUGGAUUUAUCUUUAACGUUAGGAACGGUGAUACUAAUCCUGAAAUAAAGGAGGAGGGCAUUGAAAUCAGAUUAGAAUCGACGACUCUUCCGGCGAAAAAGAGACACUUGGCUCAUCGACAGAAUUAUUUGACGAUAACCGAAACUUCAAAUAUUAGAGAAGGUAGGAUCAAGCAAACGACACCGAAGAUACCCGAUGACAUAGAUUUUUCAAUCGGUUCAACAACGGCAAAGACUAGAAAUGCUCAAGAAGAUAACAUCGAAGAAAUAGGAGGUUAUAUGUCUACAAUUAGGCCGGAAACAACGACGCAAGAUAGAUCGAAACAACGUCAUCGUCGUCAUCAUCGUAGAAGAGGCUCUCGACGGCGAAAUCACCGAAGGAAAAUUGUCCCUUUGCCCCGGGACACGGCGAAUGAUGUCUCGGACGAGGUCGUCUCGCUUCACGAUAGGCGACUACGGUCCAUUGAGUUUUACGACAUGGACCACAAACCGAAAUAUCUUGCGAACAACGAGCGAGGUACAGAAUCACUAGUCCACAAUUUUCCAACGAGAAAUCGAAGAGCCGCAACUGCAAGAAAGGAACGUGUCUGGGAUCAUGGUGUUAUACCUUACGAGAUCGAUGGUAACUUUUCCGGAGCUCACAAGGCACUUUUCAAGCAAGCUAUGAGACAUUGGGAAAACUUUACUUGCGUCAAGUUCGUCGAGAGAGUACCAAGAGAACAUCCUAAUUAUAUUCUCUUCACGGAAAGACCCUGUGGAUGCUGUUCCUUCGUCGGGAAAAGAGGUAACGGACCGCAAGCAAUCAGUAUCGGAAAAAACUGUGACAAGUUUGGUAUAGUCGUUCAUGAACUGGGCCACGUCGUUGGCUUCUGGCACGAACACACCAGGCCGGAUCGAGAUCGACACGUACAAAUCAUUCGCGACAACAUCAUGAGUGGUCAGGAAUAUAACUUUAAUAAAUUGACGGAUGAAGAAGUGAACUCGUUGGGUCUGCCAUACGAUUACGAUUCUAUCAUGCAUUACGCCAAGAAUACAUUUUCCAAGGGCAUUUAUUUGGACACGAUUUUACCUAUAGAGAAUCACGGAAAGAAACGGCCUGAGAUCGGCCAAAGGAUACGGCUAAGCGAGGGUGAUAUCGCUCAAACGAAUCUUCUUUACAAAUGCUACAAAUGUGGUAGAACUUUUCAAGAAAAUAGCGGUAGCUUUGGUUCACCAACUCACCCUAACAGUUCUCCAGCGAUUGAUGGAGAACGGUGCGAGUGGAGGAUCACUGCUACCCACGGAGAAAGAAUUGUUCUGAAUAUAACGUCCUUGGAUAUCUUCAAAAGUGAUUAUUGCCGUAGCGAUUAUCUCGAAAUUCGUGAUGGAUAUUGGUACAAAAGUCAUGUACUCGGUCGUUUUUGCGGGAGUGGCAAGAUUCAUGAACCAGUGGUAUCUACCGGAAGUCGUAUGCUCGUAACUUAUGUUACUUCCGAACGUCAAAGCGGCCAUCGUGGUUUUACGGCAAGUUACGAAGCAGUCUGCGGUGGUGAUGUCGAAUUGGAUGGCGUUGGUCAUUUGGAAUCACCUAAUUAUCCUGAAGAGUAUCAGUCAAGUAAAGAAUGCGUUUGGAAACUCUCCGUACCGCAGGAUUAUCAGGUCGCUUUGAAAUUUCAAUCGUUCGAGAUUGAAAAUCACGACAAUUGCGUCUAUGACUAUGUCGAAAUACGCGAUGGUCACAAUGCUGAUUCCCCUUUGAUCGGAGUCUAUUGUGGCUAUAAGAUACCACCUGACAUCAAAUCUACUGGAAAUAAAUUGCUUGUUAAAUUUGUUAGCGAUGGAUCCGUACAAAAAGCUGGAUUCUCGGCAACUUUCAUGAAAGAAUUCGAUGAGUGUGAGUUGACCAAUCAUGGAUGCGAACAUGACUGUAUAAAUACUCUUGGUGGAUUCGAGUGCUCUUGUAAAAUCGGAUACGAAUUGCAUUCUGAUGGGAAACAUUGUGAGGAUGCAUGCGGUGGUAUUUUCGACGAUAGCAAUGGCACAAUUACCAGUCCCUCUUUCCCAGAAACUUAUCCAGGAAACAAAAAUUGUAUUUGGGAGAUUAUAGCACCACCACAAUAUCGUAUCACUUUGAACUUCACUCAUUUCGAUCUCGAAGGCAAUAAUGCCUAUCAACAAGAAUGCGAAUAUGAUUCUCUCGAAAUAGCUAGCAAACUUGGUGAUGAUAUUCUCAGAAAGCAUGGAAUUUUCUGUGGUGUUAGGUUACCACCAAUGAUCACAUCGGAAGGCAACUCCAUGAGGAUCGUAUUCACAUCAGAUAACAGUGUGCAGAAGACAGGCUUCGCCGCAGUCUUUUUCACCGACAUGGAUGAAUGCGCGAAUAACAAUGGUGGUUGUCAGCACGAGUGUAAGAAUACGAUAGGCUCCUAUCAGUGUUCCUGCCACAAUGGCUUUACACUUCAUGAAAAUGGCCACGAUUGUAAAGAGGGUGGCUGCAAGUACGAGAUUACGGCGCCCGUAGGCACCAUUACGUCGCCCAAUUUUCCUGAGUAUUAUCCUGGCCGGAAGGACUGUGUUUGGCACUUCACUACCAAGCCGGGACAUCGUAUCAAACUGGUAUUCAAAGUAUUUGAAAUGGAGUCCCAUCAAGAAUGUGCUUACGAUCACAUCGCCAUUUACGAUGGGGAUUCACCAGAAAGUCACACAUUAGGCCGCUUCUGUGGUACUAAGGAGCCUCAUCCAAUUUCAGCAACCGGUAAUCAGAUGUACAUGAUCUUUAAGAGUGAUGCUUCCGUCCAAAGAAAAGGUUUCCAAGCAAUACACAGUACUGCCUGCGGAGGAUAUCUAAUGGCAACGGAUAAGGUAAAACAUCUGUACUCGCACGUCAGAUAUGGAUAUAGUAAUUACGAUCACGGGACUGAUUGUGACUGGACUAUCGAAGCACCUAUCGGCAAGAAUGUUCACCUAUCUUUCUUCUCUUUUCAAUUGGAGUAUCAAAGUGAAUGUGGUUACGAUUUCGUUGAGAUAUUCUCCGGUUUGGAUGCAUCCAAUCCAUCCUUUGGUCGACUCUGUGGCAACUUGAACAAAACUGAUUACGUAUCGACGAGCGAGGCACUUCUCGUACGAUUCCGAACGGACGACACGAUAUCGUUCAAAGGCUUUGUAGCUAUUUUCGUUGCGGUAGAUCGGCAAGAUAGCGAUGAGAGUCAGGGCGGUGAGGACGAUGAGGAUAAUGAAAAUCUCUGAUCCGUCGCCGGCCUCGCCAAUCGAUUGGGUUAUGGCUUUUGAAAAGUAUUGCCUAUAAACCCUGCGAUCGAUCCUACCAAACGAAUCAUUGAAUCGUUUGCUCGUUGGAUCUCGUUCGAUCGUCGAGGUCUGGACACCGGGAGACGCUCUCUCUUUCUAUUCUUAUUAUUUGUUUUUUUUUUCUUUUUUAUAUAUCUUUCUUUCGACGAUUUUUUUACAUAGAUAAAACACAACGUGUUCCCUCGCUAAAGUCAAACCUUACUCCGUUUAAAAACUUAGGUAUACUUUUGCGAGGAUGAUAAACUUAAUCGAAUGUGUCCCAGUAUUUGGUUACUCGAAAGUCGAUAAAAAGGAUAUCGAUAUUAUCAACUCGAUCAGUAAAAACGAUCUUUGGAGUAAUCCAAACGCAUAUCGCCUGCCAAAAGUUUCGAUCUUGUCUUAAGAAAAUAUUCAAAUCGUCCAAAAUAAUGCGUGUGUGUGUAUAUAGAAUAUUACAUACGGCAAUUUUUCUCUUUCUUUCCUUUUUUUUUCUCUCUCUCUCUUUUUUUUUUUUUUUUUCUUUUUCUCUUUUUCUUCGACAACUUAUUCCAACGAGAUUUAUGGCUCUCAUAUUAUUAUACAUAUUUAAUAGACACAUAUCGAGUACUAUCUUAAAAAGUUAUGAUUGUAAUAAGAAAAAAAAAAAGAAAAAAAAAGAAAAAAAAAAAAAGAAAAAAAGAAAAAAAAAAGAAAUGAAAAGGAAAGAAAAUGUCGAAUGAUAGAAAUAGAAAAAGUUGUUUAAAGAUUUCGAUACUCGAACUUACGAAUAUCAGAACGUUCAAUCUGAAAGUUUGAAUACGAAAAACAACGGAAAGAUGUAAAGUAACGAAUGGCCAAACUGCCAUUGAUUAUACUUAACUUAUAUUGUCAUUGACUAGUGUUCGCGCGAUGCCUUUUCGCGACGAAACGAUAUAAUUCUUAAUAUAAUAUAUAUAUAUAUAUAUAUAUAUAUAUAUAUAUAUAUAUAUAUGUGUGACCUUCAAUUUCGGCCUAUUAUACGGCCGAUCAACGUGCCAUGUAUAUUUAAUUAUAAAUCACGUUACUCUGAAUAUUAACUAAUACCUUGUCCCAAAGUAUACAAAGUCCUUUACGAGUCCAGGACUUGGAGAACAAUUUUCGAAGAUGACGAUAAUCCUUCAACGAUCUUCGAAAUAAUUUUCGACUGUUUCCCUCUGUCUAUCUUUUUCUCGAUAACUUUUCACCACUGCCUCGAGAUCGUGACAACAAUCGAUUCGAGAUAUCCUUUGGUAUACGACAACUCGACGAACAUGACUGCCGAAAGUAAUUCGUUUCUUUCUCCUUCUUUUUUUUUCUUUUUGUCUCUUUUUUUUUUUUUUUUUUUUUUUUUUUUUAAAUAAAUCGUAAAAGGCUAAAAGGUACGCAUUUCGAAAGUAUUAGUUUCUUUUUUUUCUUUUUUUUUUUUUGACACGUCCGUCGUAUACCAAAGGACUAAAUAUAAUAAUUUUAUUCUGUACAAUAUAGAUGUCAUUUUAUGGAAAUAAUUCACGUACGAAUCGUCAUAAAAAGGGAAAAGAAAAGAAAAAAAGAAAAAAGAAAAAAAAAAAAAAAAAGAAAAAUUGCGAUUGAUUAUUAACGACUAACGAUGAAAAAUUUUUAAUCGGUCAUCGUAUGUUAUAUUAUAUGUAUCCUUAAAAAUACGCUGAACGUUCGUUGUAAAUAAUAAUGUUUAAUCUUAGAAACACGUCGCGACGUUUUAUAGAUGGUUUUUAGAUUCUCAAUAUUCUUAUCCCGUUACGGACAGCCAAGGAAAUAAAUUUAUCUUAAUUAACGUUAGAAGAGAACAUUAACAGUGUUACAACGGCGAUAAAAGAUAAAAAAAAAAAAAAUAAAACAAAAAAAAAAGAACAAAAAAAUAAAAAACAAAUAACAAAUAACAAGCACAUAACAUUAAGCCUACGUACACACAAUUACUCCGCCAUUCGAACGGUACACCCUAUUAAAAUCUUAAUUCUCCGUAUGUAUAUUUAGUAAUUAUUUGUUUAUUUAUAAAAAAAAAAAAACAAAAAAAAAGAAAAGGGAAAAAGACUGGCGCUAAAAAAGAACAAGGACGAAGCAACUUAUUAAAAAUUGGAUUUUAGAUUCCGUCGAUCGUUUAUGUAAAUAGUACACUGCCUUCUAUUCCGUAUCCUUCCCAAAGAUAAUAUCCUUAUUAUUAUCAUUUUUAACGCCAAGGUAUAUAUACAUAUAUAUAUAUAUAUAUAUAUAUAUAUAUAUAUAUAUAUAUAUAUAUACAUGUAUAUCUUUAUCUUUAGUAAUAAAGAUACUUAUCUCUUCGACUGAGUCAAAACUCUCGAGAUUACAUUUGGAAAUAUUAUUGCGUACGUAGAGUUUAGAAUCUAGAUUUAUCCGCGCCAGUAUAUGAGUUAAGAAUUAAUAUAUACGUAUGUAUAUGUAUAUAUAUUUAUAUACAAAUAUAAAUAUAUAUACAUGUAUGUGUGUGCGUACACGCAUAUAAAAAAAAAAAAAAUCUGUCCUUCGAAAGUUAACAUUGCGUAUAGUCUCAUCAUAGAGAUGAUCAUGAAUGUACGUAGAAUUUAUUGCAAGAUAUAAUGUAAGAGAAAUUGGUCGCAUCGAGUUCCUUUUUUGUAAAUUAUAUGUGAUUUCGCUCUCAGAAGACAAAAAAAAAAAAAAAGAAAAGAAAAGAAACAAAAAAGAAAACAAAAAAAAAAAGACAGAAUAAACGUUGCAAGUAUUGUAUCUCUUAUCUUGAUCAUAUAUUAUAUAUGUAUAUGUAUGUAUGUGUAUAUGCAUUUUAUGAAUACGAGUUAACGAUUACAAUUUUAUGUAACAUUCGUUAUCACAGGUCGAUUUAUCGCACUUUUAUCACCCAACAAACGUAUCACUUUUAUUUCGAAACAUUUCUCGAAUAAAACGAUCAACGAGUUUGUCCUUUUUUUGUUUAAAAAUAUGAAUCUAUUCGAAUCGUAAGGUAAAUAUUAUAUUUAAUAAUAUUAGCGAAUUAAUGAUGUUUUUGGAAUCGAUUCUAUUGGAAAGACCCGUUUAUAUUAUUAAAUUUCAUUUCACGUUUCCAUGCAAUUCAUUAAAGAAAUUUUUCAUUAUA